Daktulosphaira vitifoliae (grape phylloxera) is the source of this 2379-nucleotide messenger RNA. RefSeq lists its product as uncharacterized. The coding region runs from base 479 to 2059 and encodes 526 amino acids. The transcript has 6 exons. The record is from RefSeq and is a predicted model, not a curated record. Lineage: Eukaryota; Metazoa; Arthropoda; Insecta; Hemiptera; Phylloxeridae.
CGCUAUCAGUGCUCCGACAACGUUUGGCUGUUCUGGUCGUUUCAGUGUUCGAUACUUGCAGUUUGUUCGAAAACGUGUGGAGAAUAAAAAAAACUCGCGAAGUGCAUCAGUUUUUUUUUUUUUACAAAAUAUCUAUUUUUUUUCUUUAUUACACAGUGAUUAUUUUAACAUUGGAAUAAAUCAUUAUUGAACGCAGCGACGGUACGACUUAAUCCUCAUUUUUUUACUUUACGAUGGAAUUUAACCAUAGCAAAAUACUUCUCAACGGAAUGGGCCAACGUUAUGCGUCUAAGGCAACGCGAUUUAUUCGGGUCAAGGGUCAGAGGUGUUCAAAGGGUUUGUCAAAACACUGAAAUUGAUGAUCAAAGAAGACGACAAGAGCGAAACAAGUGAUUUGACGAGGAAGAAGUUUGGCGGAAUGGUCGCGCGAUCGCGAUGACGGUGGCCGCAGAGUUUACGGCGGACGCGGACGACGACUAUGAAGCGGCGUCGAUGCAGCCGUCUUACGGCUACGACGUUGUUUGCUGCCACCUUGUUCGUCACCGUGCUGCUGCAAUUAUUGACACUGCACGGUACUUUGGCCAACAGCUUGUGCGACACGCCGCAAUGCCACUGCGAUGACACGCAGUCACAGGUCAAGUGCUCGUGUAGGAACGCCCCUCAAGAACCACAAGAGAUAGUUUUGAAAGCUCAAGGAGUGGGACAUAUUCCUAGGAUUGCAACCAGUGUAUCAAUAAUUAAUUGUGAUCGAGUAAUGGUAAUGCCGAUGGCGUUUGACGAAGCAAAGUCGCUGUACACAGUCGAAAUUGGAUCUGUGCGCCAACUGGAAGUAUCUGAACGAGCAUUCAGCUGGUCUGAGAUGGUCGUUCCUAGUACUCAACAUCAUCAUCAACAAGGCUUAUCAGUGACCGUUAUUAACACGACUGUGUUGGAAUUACCGAGUUACGCUUUUCGCGGUCGUUUGCGGUCAAUUGCAUUCAUGCGUGGCCGUAUUAACAUUAUAAAGCCGUUCGCUUUCAGCAGCUUACACGGUACAACUGCGCGAAUCGAGUUCCGAGACACUGUUUUCGGUUUAGUAGAGCAACAGUCGUUUAAAAAAUUUACCGUCAAAGAUUUUGUGUUAAAGUCUUCCAGUUUUGAAGAAGCCGUACCCAGUCGCAUGCUCACUGAAAUAACGGUAACAGACGAACUACGCGUAGAAGGCGUAGAUUUCGGUCUAAUAAGAAGCUAUGCGUUUAAAGUGCACGGGCCUAAAAUGUUCCGGGUGCAGGAAUGUCGAGCUUCUUGCGUGCAAAGCACAGCUUUUGAAGUGACUUGCCGAGGUCCAGCAUUUAUAGAAGACAAUUGGUUUGAGAGAAUUGAACGAGGUGCAUUUGUUGCUGUUACACUAGAUUCGCAUAAAAUUGCAGAAGAGGACUACCAAGAAUUCGUUUUCGAGAAUAACACCGUGGUGGACUUUGAGGACGACGCGCUUGUAAUAGACACUGCAGGGUUUAAGCCACGACUUGAUUGGCUUACUGUGGGAAAAAUAUGUGACUGCUCGACCAGAUGGCGAGAUAAUAUGGUAGCGUUUUCAAGGCAUUACCCGCAAGAUACCACCCGACCCGGAAACUUAGUCGAGCAAGUAUCAUGGUGCUGGUUGGUCGAGGAUGGACAACGUAGGUUGAUCAAAGCUAAACAACACGGAGAAGCUAAUUGCGUAGGUGGAAUAGCAGAUGCUCGAAGUAGCGGUAUGGGUGCAAUGCAUAUGACAGGUAUAGCUGUGUUAGCCGUAAUAGCUCUUACAGCUACCUUGGUAUGUUGGACGUGGUAUAAACGACGGCAACGAAGUCAGUGGACCAACGUGCCUGGAUCAUCACCGAUAAAAACACGCUCGAUAUUAAAAAAUAGGUCUAGACAAGACAGAAGUAAUACACGCCAUCAUAUGAUGGUUAUGCCCGAGGGAAAGACUUACCGCGAAACAGAACUACACGUGAUUGUAGAACGAGCCGGGUCAGCAGAGGGCUUAUGUCGAUCAAAUUUCAACCAAAGAAUUCAACCUUUAACCAGUGAUUUAUAAUAAUUAUAAUGAUAAUGUAAACUCUCCUACUAUUAAUUAUUGUUUUAUUCCAUUUCCCCUUGUAAAUAAUAAGAAUUUAUUCUUAACAAUACCAUAAUUUUAUAUUAAAUUGUAAAUAAGGUAUUAUUUAUUUAAUUAUUCAAAUAAUCAUAAGGUAUUGUUUUUUGGAUUUGUAUUGUUUUAUUUUUUAGCCGAAUGACUGAAAUUGUACAGCGUAAAAAAUAUAUCGUAUUGAAUAUAUUAAAUUAAUCAAUAUUCAAUUGAAGAGAUUUCUAUGAUUAUUUAUAUUUUUCAAUAAAGAAUUGUUGGUUUUACUUUAA